UCCUGUUCUUUGCACCCAAAGAAUUCCGACACAACAACUAAACAUCAGAAACACAGACAGAAAGGGAUGAUGAUCUGUACAACUUCCCCCAAUGCUCCUCCAUUUGCUUCAAUGGCGGUUCUGCUGAUCUUUGGUGUCUUUGUGCUGUCUGCAUUGCCAGAAUUUGCAGAAGGGAUGACGAGGCACUACACAUUCAAUAUCAAGUACCACAAUGUGACGAGGUUGUGUCACACAAGGAGCAUUAUCAGCGUCAAUGGGCAGUUUCCGGGGCCACGGGUGGUGGCGAGGGAAGGAGAUCGAUUGAUUGUUAAGGUGGUUAAUCAUGUUACAAACAAUGUUACCAUUCAUUGGCAUGGAGUUAGGCAGAUUAGAAGCGCGUGGGCAGAUGGACCAGCCUAUAUCACGCAGUGUCCUAUACAAACUGGACAGUCCUACACAUACAAUUUCACCAUUACUGGACAAAGAGGAACUCUCUUAUGGCAUGCUCACAUCUCAUGGCUAAGAGCCACCCUUUAUGGACCCAUCAUCAUUCUCCCGAAGCGCAAUGAAUCUUAUCCCUUUGACAAACCAUACAGGGAAAUUCCCAUCCUAUUUGGAGAGUGGUUUAACGUAGACCCGGAGGCUGUGAUUAAACAGGCUCUCCAGACAGGAGCAGGUCCCAAUGUCUCAGAUGCAUACACCAUUAAUGGUCUUCCGGGGCCAUUGUACAACUGCUCUUCUAAAGAUACAUACAAGUUAAAGGUGAAGCCGGGUAAGACAUAUCUACUCCGCUUGAUCAACGCUGCACUCAACGACGAGCUCUUCUUCAGUAUCGCCAACCACACUCUCACCGUCGUCGACGCCGACGCUGUGUACGUUAAGCCUUUCGAAACGGACAAGCUCCUCAUCACCCCAGGCCAAACCACAAACGUUCUCCUGAAAACCAAGCCUAGCUACCCCAAUGCCACAUUCCUCAUGGCUGCCAGGCCCUACUUCGUUGGUCAGGGCACAAUUGACAACUCCACCGUUGCCGGAUUUCUCCAAUACGAGCACCCUUCACACCGCUCAUCCUCUUCCAUUAAAAAUGUUACUCUUCUUAAUGCAACUCUCCCUGCCAUCAAUGCCACAAACGCCGUCGCAGAUUUCGCCAGAAAAUUACGUAGCUUGGCCAAUGCCCAGUUCCCUGCCAACGUUCCACAAACUGUGUGCAGUAAAUUUUUCUUCACUGUUGGACUUGGGACCAACCCGUGUCCUAAAAACACAACCUGUCAAGGACCCAGCAACGUCACAAAAUUCUCGGCUUCGGUUAACAACGUGUCUUUCGUGCUCCCGUCGGUGGCCAUGCUCCAAGCCUACUUUUUCGGACAGUCCAAUGGGGUUUACACCACUGAUUUUCCGGCGAAGCCACCUGUACCAUUCAACUAUACGGGAACACCGCCCAAUAACACUAACGUGAGCAACGGCACGCGUGCGGUGGUGCUACAGUUCAACACGAGUGUGGAGCUGGUACUGCAAGACACAAGCAUUCUUGGAGCCGAGAGCCACCCUCUCCAUCUACAUGGUUUUAAUUUCUUUGUUGUCGGACAAGGUUUCGGAAACUAUGACCCGAACAAGGACCCUGCUAGCUUCAAUCUGGUGGACCCUGUUGAGAGGAACACCGCGGGUGUUCCUGCCGGUGGUUGGCUGGCUAUUCGUUUCCUAGCAGACAACCCAGGCGUGUGGUUCAUGCAUUGUCAUCUAGAUGUUCACACGAGUUGGGGGCUGAGGAUGGCGUGGAUUGUGUUGGAUGGACCGGAACCGAACCAGAAAUUACCACCGCCACCGUCUGAUCUUCCUAUGUGUUAAGACUUUAAUAAUCUGCCAUUGUUCCGAUCUCGAGAUCAGCGGCUACGCAUCGGGUUUUCGUUUUUCUUUUUUUGAUUCCUCAAAAACGCACCGAGUGAUUCUUGUUUUUUCGUCAAGCUUUUAACUUUAACUAUUAAUCACUUUUGUUUAUUCUUAGGACCAAGUGCAUGCUUUCCCUUUCAUGUUUUCUGCAGUCUGCUAAAUGCUGCCUUUUGUUUUGAAUUUUGUCAAUUCAGUACCUAUACAAACGACGUAUUUUACUUGAA
Molecule: messenger RNA, 2090 nt
Organism: Carya illinoinensis
Lineage: Eukaryota; Viridiplantae; Streptophyta; Magnoliopsida; Fagales; Juglandaceae
Product: laccase-17-like
Exons: 6
Coding region: 67-1824 (585 amino acids)
Biological process (GO): lignin catabolic process
Cellular component (GO): apoplast
Molecular function (GO): copper ion binding; hydroquinone:oxygen oxidoreductase activity
Source: RefSeq, a predicted model, not a curated record